AUGGCUUUUUCUUCUUCUUCUUGGAUUGUUGGACUUGUAGUGUUUCUCGUCUUCUUCCCUUCUGCUGAUCAUGCUGCAGUUGUGAACUCCAUCUUCCAAUUUGGAGAUUCUCUCUCCGACACCGGAAACCUAAUUGCUUCCGGUCUCGGAAUGCAGUUCGACGCCGGCAGCCUUCCGUACGGCGAAACCUUCUUCCAUGAAGCCACCGGCCGAUUCUCCGACGGGCGUCUGGUUAUUGACUUCCUCGCCAAGAAUUACGGGCUUCCUUUUCUGGAGGCGUACCUCAACACCGGCGCAAAUUUCACUCAGGGCGUAAAUUUCGCCGUCGCCGGAGCGACGGCGCUGGACGAGGAUUUCUUCACCGGAAAAGGCAUCAGCUUCAAGACGUUCAAGCCGCCGAUAAGCACCCAACUCGAAUGGUUCAAUAAGUACCUAGACUCCACUAUCCGGAAAACAACCGACGGGUGCAAGAAACGGAUCGAGGAAUCUCUGUUCGUCUUCGGCGAGUACGGCGGCAACGACUAUUUCACCUCAAUCGACAACGGCAAAUCCCUAGAUGAAGUCUACACUUACGUCCCGUCCGUGGUGGGGGCCAUCACGGACGGCGUGAGGGAAAUUAUCAAAAUGGGCGCGAAACAAAUCCUAGUCCCUGGGCCCUACCCCUUCGGCUGCCUCCCGGCUCAGCUCACAGCCGGCGCCGGCUCAGCCGCCGAAGCAUACGAUUUCUGGGGAUGUCUCGUAGAUUACAACAACCUCGCUAACUCCCACUACAACCUCUUGAACGACGGCGUUUCUUCCCUCAACACCGAGUUCUCAGGGGACGGUGUUAAGGUUGUUUUAGCGGAUCAGCGUACUGCUUUUCUCAAUAUUCUCCAUGACCCACAAAAAUAUGACGUGGAACCCACAACUGUGCUCAGAGCUUGUUGUGGAUAUGGCGGGAACUAUAACUACGACAACAACAAAUUGUGUGGAUCCGACGGCGUUAAGGUUUGCCCCAAUCCCGAACGGGCUCUGCAUUGGGACGGCGUACAUCUCACCGAUAAAACAUAUGGUCUCGUUGCUUCAUAUCUCGUCCAGAAUGCCCUAAAUAAGCUUGGUUAA
This is a messenger RNA of Ipomoea triloba (trilobed morning glory), 1101 nucleotides long. Its product is annotated as acetylajmalan esterase-like. The coding region runs from base 1 to 1101 and encodes 366 amino acids. Gene Ontology annotation, molecular function: hydrolase activity, acting on ester bonds. The record is from RefSeq and is a predicted model, not a curated record. The transcript has a single exon. Lineage: Eukaryota; Viridiplantae; Streptophyta; Magnoliopsida; Solanales; Convolvulaceae.